CCUAAUCUUGUUAGUGAAAGAUCACAGUUAAGAAACUAGUAUUUUACAAGAGAGACUUGUUCUCGUUCAUAUACUUAUGAUGUGGUUCUAUAUCCUUGUAUCCAUUUCAUACGUUUGGCGAUUGUAAAAACUUUGGCUGUUGGAGAACUCAUCCUUAUUUUAAAAAUUUGUGUAAAGAGACAAGCGACAUUAAUGCAAUGAGUGGUUAUGGAAGAUCUUCAUCAAAUUCCAGUGAUAGACUAUUUCAUCGCUCAGAAUCUGUGCCUCAUGUGAUGCAGAGACUCGUCGAAAUGCUUGAUCACAUUGAAGAGCGUGUAGAGCUUCUCAGGGAGCAUGCAUCUGCCAUGGAAAAUGAACGUGAAGCAUUGUUAUCAGUUUUGUCAGCUAUCAAGUCAAAUAAAGAUUUACAGUAUGUGACUGAAGGUGAGCGUGAAGAAAUCGAGAUCACAGCACUGAGGCUGAUGAACCGCACUCAGACUGUAGAGGUGAGUGUAACGACACCACGAAAUGAACUGCAACAGCAAGCACUAGAUAAAGUAGAGAAGUUUUAUACUGAUCUACAGGCUUAUGCAGAAACAGAUCCUGCAGGUGCUAAGGCAACUUUGCAAAGUUAUAUCAAUGCUUGUUUGUCUGACUGUAAAGGUGCAAUCAAUCAAAAGUUCCAAGCUGCAGUUUUGGAAUGCACUGCUGAUGAUCAAAAAAGAACAAGGAAGAAACUUGAAUCCUUGAUGGCCUCACUAUCAAUGUCUGGAAGUAGCACAAAAUGAACUCAUUGCCCAUUAUGUGACCAUAAAUUUGAAUUAAACAGAAUAGGUUGGUUGUGGUUUACAUCAUUAUGUAAAGGUCAAGGUACUAAAAACUAAAACAAGGAUAGUUUCAUUUCUAAUUAGCAUUUCAUCUGUCACUGUGGUGUUAUAAAUUUCAAUGCUUUUGAGAACAGUGAUGCAAGGAAGAUUCUCACAAAAUUGAAAUUAUUAAUUUAUAAACAAAACACAAUUUGUGGUACAUUUUAUCAUUUGUAUCAUAAACUGAAAAUAAAUAAUAUUUGUAUCAUAAAUGUGAUAUAUAGAGAAAUAGUGAAUUUGUAUCAUAAAUGUUAAUAUUUAAUAAUGUUUUCUGUUAUUUAUUUAUUUAUUUAUUUACCUUCAAGAUACAGAAUCCAUUGACUGCUGAGCUAUUUUAUGUAUCCCAGAUUUCACUUUCAUUUGUUUUAUUGCAGUAGUACUUUUUUAAUAUUUUAUAAUUUAUGCAUAUUAUAUUCUGAAAUCUUUUUACUAAUACACAGGAUUAUUAAUAGGGAAUUUUUUGGGCUUUCUAUUGAAAUAAAUUACCAUCUUAUGAAGGUAAAUUAAGGUUUUAAAAUUAAAAUUCCUAGUAUGUUGAGCAGAUUUUUCUAUAUAUGUAAGAACCCUAAUUAAUGUGUUUUUUUUGGGGGGGAGGGGAGGGGGCUAUAGAGCAUUUGAUACUUUAGGCUUUAAUUUUUUUUAAGAUCACAAUUUGUAUAUUAAUUACAAAUACAAUUGUUGAAAUUUUUCUAUAUUAGAUUGGCCUUAUUUUAAUCUUUUUCAAGAAAUCUUCUUUCUUUUAAUCUUUUUCAAGAAAUCUCCUCUUAUUUUAUUGUUAGAAACAUCAGAGAAAUGCGAACCCAUCAAACAGGCAUGCUAAACGUAGACCUUUUUUUGCCACAUAACUAUUUUAGGGACAUACUGCUUUGCUUCACAAAUACUUUUUGUGAUUUUUUCAAUGGGGAUGCAAAUAAUCAGAAAGCAUUAAAUAUUUCUUGAUGAUGACAUUACAGCCAUAUCUUAAAACAACUUAAUUAUUAGUCACUGCUGAAUGACUUUUUAUGCUGGGCUGUGGAGUCGGAGUCGGGCAGAUUUUGGGGUAAAAGGAGUCAUAGAGUCGUUAAAAACAGGUCGACUCCGAUCCCAGUUUUUUUUUUGGACAACUUGAAUUUUAAAUGAAAUUAAAGUGAAUUGAAGACAAACUAAUGACAAACUGAGUCAUUAUUUUUAUUUAUGGGCUAUAUACAUCAAUAAAUAGUUAUUUUCUAUUUUAUUGACAUAUUAAUAAAUAAAUAUAAGGGAGGAGGAUGGAUGUGAUAUUUGCCAUUAGUGAUUAAACUGAU
Molecule: messenger RNA, 2128 nt
Organism: Stegodyphus dumicola
Lineage: Eukaryota; Metazoa; Arthropoda; Arachnida; Araneae; Eresidae
Product: BAG family molecular chaperone regulator 2
Biological process (GO): protein stabilization
Molecular function (GO): protein-folding chaperone binding; adenyl-nucleotide exchange factor activity
Source: RefSeq, a predicted model, not a curated record